CAUUACAAUUGCUAAAUUUAAUCAAAUAUUGCAUGAAACAUACGCGUAAAUCUAAGCUGAACAUAGCCAUCAAUCUUGGUCUUUACACGGAUCUGUACAUGCGCGACUUCAUCGACCAUGUCUGGCAAGAAAGCAAAGGGGAAAUCCGACAAUUCGUUGGAAAAGGAGGACGUUCUCCAAGCAGUUGUUAUUGCAGAUAGCUUCAAUACUAGGUUUGCUCCUGUAAGCCUGGAAAAACCGCGAGCAUUGCUUCCUCUGGUGAACUGUCCAAUCAUUGACUACACGCUAGAGUUCCUUGCAACCAACGGUGUUCAGGAAAUAUUUGUCUUCUGCAGUUCACAUUCCAACCAAAUCAAACAUCAUGUUGAAACUUGUAAGUGGAAUGAGAAGACCUCCCCAUGCCGUGUCUUCCCCGUUGUAUCUGAGGGAUGUCAUUCUUUAGGAGAUGCUCUAAGGGAGAUGGAGAGAAAAUCACUGAUCAGGUCUCAUUUCAUCCUUGUUACAGGAAACCUAGUCUCCAAUCUCAAGCUUAAAGAGGUCCUAGAAAUGCACAAGAAUAGAUUCCAGAAAGACAAACUCUCAGCAAUCACACUUGUCUUCAAAGAGGUCUAUCCAGGUCACAGGUCAAGGUCAAGUGAGGGGGAAUUUGUAGUUGCCUUGGAUACCAAUCAACAAAUUAGUCACUACCAAAAGGUCCAGAAGAAGAAGGAGGUUCAUUUUCCAGCAAGAUUAUUUAAAGAGAACAGUAGAGUGAACGUGCGGUAUAAUCUACUCAACACUCAUAUUUGCAUCUGUUCACCGAGGGUGUCAGAGCUCUUUGUGGAUAAUUUUGAUUACCAAACCAUGGAUGAUUUCAUCAAAGGAGUCUUAGUUUCUGAAGAGAUUGAAGGUAAUAAGCUGUUCAUGCACAUCAUACAGGAUGACUAUGCAGGAAAUAUGUCCAAUCUUCCUCUUUAUGAUUCCAUUAGCAAAGAUGUGAUCCAUAGAUGGGCAUUUCCCAUGGUACCUGACAACCUCUCCGUUAGCAAUGCCCCGUAUUCAUUAUCAAGGCACAAUGUUUACCUAGCAAAGGAUGUCACAUUAGAAAGAGACUGUGUUCUCGAAGAAGAUGUUGUGAUUGGUCCAGGUACUCAUAUAGGAAUAAACACAAGAGUUUCACAGUCAGUUAUUGGCAGAAACUGUAAGAUUGGUGACAAUGUAGUACUUGAAAAUGCUUAUAUUUGGGACAAUGUAACCAUUGAAGCUAAUUGUCGAAUCAGUAUGGCUCUAUUGUGUGACAAUGUACAUGUGAAAUCAGAGGUUACAGUUCAUGAUGGGUGUGUCCUUUCAUUUGGGGUGAAAGUUGGCCCACAGGUGACACUCCCUACAGGCACCCUCCUGACAAGGAUCCCACCCUCGGCUCAGGGUGAGGAAGGGGAUGAAUUCAACGACACCAGCCCUAGGGAGGGGGAAACACCAGGGACGGGGCCGAUUGUUGAGGCCUACAUUGAUAGGAGGCUGGUGGGAGAGGAAGGGGAGGGCUAUGUAUGGAAACUGGAUUCUGAUGAGGAUGAUGAUGAACUGGUCCAGAAAAUGCUUGGUUUGAAUCUUGCACCAGAAGGAGAAGAGGACGAGGAUGAAGAAAGUGAAGAAUCAGACGAUGAUCUGGAUGAUGAUGGUCUGUCUCCACCAGCUUCUCCACCUCCUGAUGAUACAAAGUUGUUCUAUGGUGAAGUACUGGACAGUCUCCAGCGUACCAUAGAGGAGAACAUCAAAGUUGAUAACGUGAUCCUUGAAAUUAAUUCCUCAAAGUAUGCCUAUAACAUUGCCAUGCAUGAACUGAUAUCAUUAGUGAUGAAAGCUAUUUUGGAGAUGCCACAGCUGAAAGCAUCGGGUCCCAUGACAUCACAGCAGUUACUCUUAGCCAUCAAGAAGUUGUUUGUGAGAUUAAAACCACUCUUCACUAAUUACAUCAAAGGCGCUGAAUCUCAGAAGGAUUGUCUCAAUGCUCUAGAGGAUUACAGUCUGCUGAAUGAAUCAACAGCAGCCAUCUUUGCCAAGCUGGUUCACCAUCUCUAUGAUGCAGACAUCUUGUCUGAAGAAGUCAUUCUCAAAUGGUACGGCAGAAUGGACCAGGAUGCAGAUGCAAGGAGGCGUGAUGUUAGGUCAAAGCUUGCUCCAUUUAUCACAUGGCUUCAAGAGGCAGAAGAAGAGAGUGAUGAGGAAAGUGAUUAAAUGAUGAACCACUCACUGACUAGUAUCAUCUUCAACGGGUGUUGGUGUUGGUGGUGUUGCGAGCGAGGAUCCCAGAGAUGCCAAGUUCAAAGACCAGCUAUGCGUGAGAUUUUCU
Messenger RNA from Lytechinus variegatus (green sea urchin), 2329 nucleotides. It is a transcript of the gene eif2b5, whose product is annotated as translation initiation factor eIF-2B subunit epsilon-like. NCBI's taxonomy places the organism in Eukaryota, Metazoa, Echinodermata, Echinoidea, Temnopleuroida, Toxopneustidae. Gene Ontology annotation, biological process: biosynthetic process. The transcript is spliced from 15 exons. Gene Ontology annotation, cellular component: eukaryotic translation initiation factor 2B complex. Bases 118 to 2214 code for a protein of 698 amino acids. The record is from RefSeq and is a predicted model, not a curated record. Gene Ontology annotation, molecular function: translation initiation factor binding; guanyl-nucleotide exchange factor activity; translation initiation factor activity.